Rosa chinensis is the source of this 857-nucleotide messenger RNA. RefSeq lists its product as uncharacterized. NCBI's taxonomy places the organism in Eukaryota, Viridiplantae, Streptophyta, Magnoliopsida, Rosales, Rosaceae. The transcript has 2 exons. The coding region runs from base 148 to 792 and encodes 214 amino acids. The record is from RefSeq and is a predicted model, not a curated record.
GUUAAGCACACAGUUCUCGUUUUCUCUCUAGGCAGCUAGGUUUUCCCCUCUCGACAAGUUCUCUCGUCUGGCGGCGCACCCUUGUCGGCGUGGGCCUCCGGGCUCGUCGGCGGGCGGCGCGUGCAGCCGGACGGACUCUCUCUCCUGAUGUUUUCAGACGGCAAGGAAUGUUUUGGCCGAGUUUUGGCCGGUGUUUCGACUGAUCCAUUCAAUCCGGCUCGGAUCCGAUCUGCGUUGAGAUUGGGUGUGUUGGAUCGUGGGAUAGGUAGCAAGGCUUGGCAAGGGUUGGCUAGGGACAGGCUGAUUAGAGGGUUGAGAUGGAGGGAUGGAGUCGCUGUGUUUGCUGCGUCAUUGAUCCGUGGUUCUGCGGCCUUGUUUUCUUUGCCAAUGAGUUGGCUGCUUGGGCUCAGGUCGGAGAUUGGGCUGACUGUUCCGGUGGCUGGGAUUUGGAGGGAAUUCUGGGCUAGGCGGAGGCGCAGGGCUGGUGGCGCAGUGCGGGUGGCAGCGUUGAUAGGGCGACGUGGACGUUGUCUCGGUAUGCACACUCAGUGUGCCUUGUCUAGCCUAGCGAGGCGGCGAGUUAUUUGCUUGAUCAAAUGGACGCAAUCUCCUAGUGGCAGGAUGAAAUUGAGUGCCACCGGAUUUAUUUCUGUGCGGCAACAUAGUGGGAAAGCUGUAUUAUUUGUAAUGAUGCUUCUUCAUUAUAGAGUUAUCUUUCCGGUAUGUCACCGCUCUGUCAAAGCAAAUGUAGUAGUCAUUCUGUUGAGAGAAAAUCGCACACAGCGAGCGUAAAUGUCACCCAACAUAAUUUCACUCGUAUUCAUUUAGUGAAUAGAGUUUUUAUUAUUUCGGGUUCG